CUGUCUUUCAGUUUGAAUUGAUGAUUAUCCGCAUCGAACUCAACGCACACGCACAGUCAUAUAUAUAUAUAUAUAUAUAUAUAUAUAUAUUAGUUAAAUAUUAGAAGCGGAUCAAAAUUCUCGCGUGUCGUUGUGAAAGCACGACAGAAUCCUGGAGUUUAGAAAUCUAGAAAUAUCUGAUGCGCGAUAUUCUUCGUGACUGUAACUGUUACAGACGAGAGAAAAAGAGAUCUGAUCUCCAGUCAGUAAAAUGGGGGAGCAGCCCAUCUUCACCACCAGAGCUCAUGUCUUCCAGAUCGACCCCACCACCAAGAAGAACUGGGUUCCGGCCAGCAAACAGGCCGUUACAGUCUCCUAUUUUAAUGACAGCACACGCAACAGCUAUCGCAUCAUCAGUGUGGACGGGUCAAAGGUCAUCAUCAACAGCACAAUCACCCCCAACAUGAACUUUACUAAAACAUCGCAGAAGUUUGGUCAGUGGGCUGACAGUCGGGCGAACACGGUGUUUGGACUCGGCUUUGCCUCUGAACAACAGCUGUCCAAGUUUGCUGAGAAGUUCCAGGAAGUGAAAGAGGCGGCGAAACUGGCCAGAGAGAAAUCUCAGGAGAAUAUGGAGACGUCCAGUAAUCAGUCACAGGAAUCUGGGCGUGAAACUCCAGUUGCCAAUCAGGUGUCCAGCCUUAACGGAACCGACGAUGAGAAGAUUUCACACGUUGGCCCAGAGACUCCAGAGCAGAAGAGCGAGAAUGACCUCCUGAAGUCUGUUGUGGAUCAGAGAAAGCUGGAAACGGAGCUGCAGACGCUGAAGGAGAGCAACGCUCGUCUGGUGGACGCGCUUCAGGAAGCAAAUAGCAACACAGACAGCUGGAAGAGUCAAGUGAGCAAAUGUCAGGAGGAGAACACCGAGCUGAGGAAGCGAGUCUCAGAGCUGGAGGUUCAGUGUCAGGAGGUGAAUGUGGAGAGAGAGAGAAACGCUCAACUUACCGUCAGGAUUCAUGAACUGGAAGUGGAUCUACAAGACAAACAGCAGGAACUAGAGAACCUUCGCAAACAGGCAGAAAUUAUUCCACAGCUCAUGACCGAGUGUGAGAGCAUUACAGCCAAACUACAGGCGGCAGAAGUGACCAACAGAGACAUGAGUGAGAACAUGAAGCUUCUACAGGCUGAAAUCGACACCAACCAGCAGAAAGAGAGAAACAUGAAGAUGGAACUGAAAAAGUUCAUGGAUGUUCUGGACGGAAAGAUCGAUGAGUUACAUGACGUUCGCCAGGGGAUGUCUAAACUGGGCAUUGAUAACUAAACACACACACACACACACACAUUCUCUGUGUGUGUGUGUGUGCGCGUGUUUGUCAUGUAUGACUAUUGAUGGUCUGUCAGAUGAGUCACACACACGAGUGUAUUCUGGUACUGUUGGACUGAAGGGAGAUCUCAGGGCUUCAUGCAGUGUGGAAUUGUUUGAUAUGCACACACAUGCAUUAACUGCAAAAUCACAAAGUGCCUGACGGUGGCGCUCUCUGGAGUGUCCACCAGCCCACUGGUGAUAAUCUCUCAUGGGGUUUGUUUGAAGGAAAAAUGUCCCGUUUAAGAUGAGGCUGAACAGCCGAUUCUGCAAUAUUCGCCUCAGGCAACAGGACGCCGCUGUGUGUUUGUUUUUGCAUAAAGAAUAUUCUUUCUUAUUCUGCUGAAAUGAUGAUAAUAUGAGCCAAAUCUGCUACAAUGUUAAAGAAAUGUUGCUUGUAUGGUGCAGGUUGUUUGUGAUGUGCCCCUCCCCACCUCUGCUGAUCCUGCGUGCGUGUGUGAUAUCAGUUGGGUGAUGGGAUAAUUUGUAUGUGUGCUUUUUUUAGAAAAAUCUCUGCCUUUCCUGAGUCUUUGAUGGAAGGUUAGAGUCUUUCGGCUCUGCGGGUUUGUUUCUUUAAGCUUCACAUUGUGGCUAGUGUAUUAACACGUGUAUUGCUGUCACACCCACACACACACACACUUGUACUGAAAACUUUAAAGACACUUGACACUUUCCCUCUCUCUGAAUCAAACUUUUGUUGAUCAAAAUUGUAAAAUGAAUAAUUGUUGAAAUAUAGUUUCUAAAGGAAAUCUGUGUGCUGUGAUUUUUUUUUUACGGCUGU
Molecule: messenger RNA, 2123 nt
Organism: Triplophysa rosa
Lineage: Eukaryota; Metazoa; Chordata; Actinopteri; Cypriniformes; Nemacheilidae
Gene: homer2
Product: homer scaffold protein 2
Exons: 9
Coding region: 251-1300 (349 amino acids)
Biological process (GO): regulation of store-operated calcium entry; G protein-coupled glutamate receptor signaling pathway
Cellular component (GO): dendrite; postsynaptic density; plasma membrane
Molecular function (GO): G protein-coupled glutamate receptor binding
Source: RefSeq, a predicted model, not a curated record